AGUCUUGUUCGUUUCCACACACACAUCAGCACAAGAUGCACUCAGCUGCCAUCUUUCUGUUCGCUCUGCUUGUUGUGGAUACCAGUUACUGUAACGCACAACAGUAUUCUUCUCUUUUUGGAGGAGAGCCAAUUCUAGAUGGAGUGCGGCUAAUGCAGUAUAAACCGAAACGAAACUAUGACUUUGUACGGUUUGGAAGAUCCGGAAGUCCGUCAAAGAAAGCCUCCUACGACUAUAUUCGGUUCGGUAAACGAAGUGGAACACAAGAAAAUUUCGACACCUCACGAUAUGCAUCUAUCGAUCAACUGUAAAAAGCUGCUAUAAAACAUUUCAUCCCGAUUACUGUAGCGACUAAUGUCCGCAACUAGCUCGCUACGCUCAAUAAAUUUCCAAUAAUGGUACUAGUGAAUGUGUCGUAAGUAUUAAUGAAGAUUUCUGUUGUUUGCUUUCCACACUUCUUCUAGGAACAGUUCUUUCUGUACUUCGCUAAAAUUACGUCAUCUAUAUGGUGUUCUUGAUUCAUAUUAUCUGAC
Molecule: messenger RNA, 533 nt
Organism: Cylicocyclus nassatus
Lineage: Eukaryota; Metazoa; Nematoda; Chromadorea; Rhabditida; Strongylidae
Source: the annotation of a GenBank genome assembly